Penicillium canariense is the source of this 1215-nucleotide messenger RNA. RefSeq lists its product as uncharacterized. NCBI's taxonomy places the organism in Eukaryota, Fungi, Ascomycota, Eurotiomycetes, Eurotiales, Aspergillaceae. Gene Ontology annotation, molecular function: protein binding. The record is from RefSeq and is a predicted model, not a curated record. The transcript has a single exon. Bases 1 to 1215 code for a protein of 404 amino acids.
AUGCUCUCCAUGGCUUUAAAAGAGUCCCCAUCCAACUUGCCAGAGCGCCUCCACCGAGCUACUGAGAAGCUCCGAACUGUCAUGAGAAUGAAGUCUUGGUCACCGAGUCGUUCGCGGAAGCAGCAGAAGAAGGACGAGUCGGGCCGCUGCUAUCUUAUGGAGCUGCCCACGGAGCUGCUGCUGGAGAUUGUUUCCCACCUGAAUUUGAUCCCGGAAGCCGCCUUUGCGCUGACCUGCAAGCGCAUGUUUGCGAUCUCCGGAGAAAUACUCAAAUCUAAAUCCCUCCGAUUCACUCGAGACUUUGCGCCACUUUUCCAUCACUACCGCAAUGGUCACAACUUUGUCACGCCGCGAUGGCAGUUUAUAAAUCUACUGGAGAACACCCGUUGGCGUGUGUGCUCUAAGUGCUUGAAGCUGCACCCCCGGGUUGCAUUUGCCUCUCGAGAACUCAGACGCAAAUCGGAUAAUCGAACAUGCAAUGUGGGCGAAUUGGCAGGAAUUGUUGACCUAUGUCCCUGCAAGAAAUUGACCUUCCGAGAUAAGCUAGAUCUUGUGGACCACCUACGCAUUCGGAAAAUCUCGGUCGAUGCCUUGAAAACACAGUUCGGAGACAGAGUUGGCGACCGGUACUGCUGGCAUUCAUGCACGGAGCAGUACGGUUCGACCGAGCUGAAGGUGUCGCUGUUCCCCGAGCUCGAUGAGGAGGAUCAGUUGGUUAUGCGUACAGAGUAUCAGCUCACGACCGAGUCGGGCCAGGUGGGCAAGGAGGAGUACAUGACUCCGCGCUUUGGAUGCGCUCAUCGAUCCGUCGAUCUCUGGCUUUCCAGCGUCUAUCAGACCACCAUCUGUCGUCUCUUCGACUCUUUCUGCGCCUCUUGCCGUCGCAUCUCGGUCUGCGGCGCCUGCAAUACCGCAUUGAAGUGUCCUCGGAAACAGCCAUUCCAUUCCGAAGAGUCUGGAAAAGAUACAUUUUACUUCUGGACACAGCGAAACCUUGGCAGCUCAAAUCCCAUCCCCGACGCUGCCUGGGGUAUUCAGCGGAUCCACCCCGCGGAACCGUCGAUCGGCGUGGAGAACUGCAACGAGCUUUGCCCGUGGACGGUACGGGAACAUCCACCUCUCGCAUUUACUCCAAGUAUUGGCGAGGAGGUUAUUGAGCCUGCCAUGAGCAGCCAACCUCUCGAUUCACUAUAUUCGUCCAUUCGCAUGUUGUAA